Molecule: messenger RNA, 843 nt
Organism: Zymoseptoria tritici IPO323
Lineage: Eukaryota; Fungi; Ascomycota; Dothideomycetes; Mycosphaerellales; Mycosphaerellaceae
Exons: 4
Coding region: 1-843 (280 amino acids)
Source: RefSeq, a predicted model, not a curated record
AUGCGCGCACAGCACGUCGAUGCGAUGAGUUGCGCGGUUGAGUCGAUGUUGAAGGCGCAGCCAGGGAAGGACUCGGAUGCUGCAGCAGACGAGGAGGAACAGGUCGAUGAUGGACAUAGCAGUGGUGAGACGUGCGCGUCUGAUGAAGUGGAAGUGGAGAGAGAAAAAGAGGACUCGGGCAGUGACAUGUCGGAUCAUCUCCUCUCCACCAUCCACCAGCCCGACUACAUCCAUGCACCAGUCAUGGCCCUCACGGAAGACGAUGUGGCCGUUCACUCCAACGACUACUGCUGCCGUCAUUGGCACUUGGGCGCAUUCAAGACUGCGAUGCAGCACACACGAGAUGGACUGGAUGCUCCGCAGGCCCUACGUGCUGCGCUUGGGAGGCAAGCGGCGCUCGCCGAAGGCUCCGUGGCCAUGAUGGGCAGAAUUACUGGAGAGAGGUCGAAUAUCCUCGGAAAGAUAAUCGAUGGUCUCAAGGAGUUGAUUGUCGGCAUGACGGCGGAUGCCACACGGCGAUUCUUUGCGGACCAUCUACCGAAGAGCAGUCCUCGAAAACAAAACCCGCAGCCUGAUCGUCCGAGCCUCGAGGCGAUCCCAACGAGAUCCAUCGCAAGCGUGUCAGGCCGCACAAGAGACACGUAUAUGUGCGACGAAGCGGUCUACGGCAAGAGGAGCAUGAGUAUGUCUCGGAAGACUGAGCAUUGCGAAUUUGCACAAGGGCACAACUUACGACUAAUACCACACUCCGUCGCUGGAUUCCAUGAAGGGCUCUGUUUGUCCCUCGCCACAUUCUGCUAUUUCACACCUCACUACUCCUCCUUCAUUCUCUCAACCGAUUAG